Messenger RNA from Photinus pyralis (common eastern firefly), 907 nucleotides. RefSeq names its product peroxiredoxin 1-like. NCBI's taxonomy places the organism in Eukaryota, Metazoa, Arthropoda, Insecta, Coleoptera, Lampyridae. Bases 71 to 784 code for a protein of 237 amino acids. Gene Ontology annotation, cellular component: cytosol; mitochondrion. The record is from RefSeq and is a predicted model, not a curated record. The transcript has 6 exons. Gene Ontology annotation, molecular function: thioredoxin peroxidase activity. Gene Ontology annotation, biological process: cellular response to stress; hydrogen peroxide catabolic process; response to oxidative stress.
GUCUCACAUCACUUCACUGUUUAGUGUUUAACCUUUAACUCUCAAACAACAAAUAAAUUUAAGAACUAAAAUGUUAAGAACAAUUCCAUUUCUUGGUCGUUCAGUUUCUCGAUGUGUAAAUAUAGUAAGUUCCAGUUUCGUCUCAACGAAGAAUGCGAUUCCUCGACAUUAUUCUAUUGCGAUAGAUCCGGUUAAUAUUCCACGUGUUCAGAAUCCGGCACCUUACUUUAAAGGGACUGCUGUUAUUAAUGAUGCAUUUCAAGAUAUAACUUUGCAUGAUUAUCGUGACAAGUACUUAGUUUUAGUGUUUUACCCAUUGGAUUUUACAUUUGUAUGCCCGACAGAAUUAAUCGCGUACGAUGAGCAAUAUGACAAGUUUAAGAAAGCUAAUACAGAAGUAAUUGGAGUGUCUGUAGAUUCUCAUUUUACCCAUUUGGCAUGGACUAAUACAAGUCGAUCGGAAGGAGGAUUGGGCAAGCUGAAGUUGCCAUUACUCUCGGAUCUGAACAAAGACAUUUCAAGAAGUUACAAUGUGCUGUUAGAGAAAGAUGGUGUUGCACUUAGAGGGUUGUUCAUAAUUGAUCCAAAGCAGAUUAUUCGACACAUAUCAAUAAAUGAUUUGCCGAUUGGAAGAUCAGUCGACGAGACCUUGCGGUUAGUAGAAGCUAUACAAUUUUUUGAAAAACACGGCGAGGUGUGUCCAGCAAAUUGGACUAAAGGUGGCAAAACUAUUAAGCCGGAUCCUAAAGGAUCAAAAGAAUAUUUUGGAGCUGCCAAUAAAUGAAGACUUGAAGCAGGUCCUGCCAGAUGAUUAGGUUGUAAGCUAAAAAUAAGUUCUGUUUGGUGUUUGUAAGACAAUGGAUCUAAAGGGUGUAAAUUAAAGGAACUUUAUUGUGUUUUUUACUUA